AGGAAGGCGCUUCGAAGUUGCCACGCAGUUCACGACCGACGCCGUCCCUGUGCAGGCACAGAAGUAGGGUCGGGUUUCGACGAGUCAUCCGUCUCUUUCCGUGGCCCGCAUACGCCGGAGGAAGAGAGAGAAACUGGCCGAAGAAGGGUGCACGGAGCGUCGCGGCGCCUUUCAACAUGGCACCGUGCCGCGUCUGAGUGCGCGGGGAACGAGCGUACGUCGUCGUCGGGGGUGCACUAGUGCCGGCUGGAUGUCGUCGACGGGGAGGUCCUCGGUGUCCCAUCGCGUGCAUUCUCUCGUCGAAGAGUGCGUCGCAUUCGGAGCAGCGUAGGCCGAGGAGGAAAAAGAGGCCGUGGAAGAGGGAAAGAGAGAAGAGAGAGAGACAGAGCCAUGUUGAGGAGCCGCACGGGGCAGGCCAAUCCGGUGGCGAUCAUCCUACCCCGUGUCGAGUGACAGGCUGCUUACGUAACGGAUUAUUCUCGCUAUGAUAACGACACUCUCCAGGCGCGUACGCGACACGCCGACGAGAGGAAGAAGCAGCGGAUCCAACAGCAUCGUCGCCGUCGGCGCGGCGGCGCAGCGCGCGACCCCGACGGAAAUACGCCGACCCGAGUCCCGCUAUCGCCGUCUCUGAUACCCGCCGUGCGUCGCGACGCCCACCUCUUCGCCACCGCCGCGGUGCGCGGGGACACCUGAUCGAGUACCGAGUGCGAAUUAUGACAGCGGCCGUCGUCAUGGAGAACGUUAACUGGGACCCCGGUAAGUGCGAGUCGAUGGCCGAAGAAGAGGAGCUCGGAAGCGGCAAAGAGGAGCGGCGUCGAAGGCCUCACUCGUGUUUGCGCUCGGGAUUCGAUUUGAGCGCAUUGUCCAAACUGUUGAACUCGCUACAAGAGAACAAGUCGGAGAUACCUAGCUGCACCGAAGAGGAAUUCGGGUUUCUGAGUGAAUUAUUGCAGUCAAAGGAACUAAACGCUCUGGUGAAUGUUCAUAAUAAAAUUCUCAACAAUACCAAGGAUGAUAAGUUUUUCCCCGUACUCUCGAACUCGAUGGACAUUGACGUCGAAGUCCUCGAUAUGUUAUCGACCAAAACACAUGUCUCGGCCGAGUACAAGGAACUUUUCCACUUGCUGCAAAAACCGCACAUCCAGGGUCUCCUGUGCGCUCACGAUGCGGUGGCACAAAAGGAUUACUAUCCGAGGCUGCCAGAGAUCCCGCUGGAGGUGGACGAGGACGAGGAGACGGUGAAGAUCGUCCAGCUGGUGAAAUCGAACGAGCCCCUGGGUGACGCCGGCGUUGAACCGAUCGUGGGGGCGACCAUAAAAACCUGUGAGGUCACUGGCAAGAUCGUGAUCGCGCGGAUAAUGCACGGCGGCGCAGCCGACAGAUCUGGUCUCAUUCACGUCGGCGACGAGGUCUGCGAAGUUAACGGUAUCAGCGUUGAGGGAAAGACGCCUAGUUUCGUCCUGCAUAUUUUGCAAAAUUCGGAAGGGACAAUCACUUUCAAAAUUGUGCCUGCGGACAGCAAGAGUGGAGUCAGAGAAAGCAAGGUUCGUGUGAGAGCACACUUUUCGUACGUGGCGGCUGAGGAUCCCUAUAUUCCUUGCAAAGAAGCCGGACUAGACUUCACCAAGGGCGACGUUCUGCAUAUCGUCAGCCAAGAUGACGCCUACUGGUGGCAAGCCAGACGGGAAGGCGACCGAAAUAUGAGAGCAGGCUUGAUCCCCAGCAGGGCUCUUCAGGAACGCAGGAUUCUCCUCGAACGACAGCAGAAGGAGAAACAGGACGAGGACAAUAUAAGCUUGUGUUCUGUUCCAGUGCCUUUGCCCGCAUUGUGCCCCCGUCCCAGUACCUCUUUGCACGCCUCGCCCACAAAGUGCAACUUGCAGGGAAUUAAAACUAAAAAAAUCAUGUAUGACGCUGCAGAGAACGACGACUUCGACCGGGAAGAGGUACCGACCUACGAAGAGGUCGCGAAACUCUACCCCAGGCCGGGUCUGUACCGGCCGGUGGUUCUCAUCGGGCCACCGGGGGUCGGCAGGAACGAGUUGAAGAGGCGGCUCAUGGCAACCGACACCGAAAAGUACAAGACUCCCGUGCCCUAUACGUCUAGGCCACCGCGACCGGGCGAGAUAAAUGCUAAGGAGUAUCAUUUCGUGUCUCGGGAGAAAAUGGAAGAGGACGUCGACGCAGGCAAGUUCAUCGAGUACGGCGAGUAUAAGGGUAAUUUGUACGGUACCAGUUCCGAGAGCGUGAGCUCGCUCGUAAACGCUGGAUACGUGUGUCUCCUGAAUCCACACUAUCAAGCCCUCAAGAUGCUGAGAACACCGCAACUCAGGCCGUACGUUAUAUAUGUGAAACCGCCGAAGUUUGAAGUGCUGAAGGAGACGAGAAACGAGGCUAGGGCGAGAUCAACCUUCGACGAGAGUAAUUCCCGAGGCUUUACGGACGAGGAAUUCCAUGAGAUUUUGCACAGUGCGGAGAAGAUAGAAUUCUUGUACUCUCACCUCUUCGACGAGGUGAUAGUGAACGCCGACCUUCCGAUGGCAUUCGAGCAGCUAGUCAACGCGAUUCAUCGGGUGGAGUCCGAGCCGCUCUGGGUACCGGCUUCGUGGGUUCAGUAAAGUAGCGCUCUUCGGGGUUCGAAGCGCCAUGUAAAGAAAGGAAGAGAAGUUUCGUGAUUGUGUCACGUGGAGACGCGAGAUUGCUCGUUCCUAUUUGAUGAGCUCGAGCGACACUUCACUUCCACUCCCGGUUUCCGAAGAGCGCGCACAUUUCUCGUCUAUCGUCCCGAAUUGCAGUUUGCCACCUUGAAUGUCACUGCGCCUCUCUUUACACCCAUAGAGAUUUCGUACCUCGGUCUUCAUCGAUUUCGAAGACGAAUAUAAAGAAAAGAUUUUUUAUUAUCGAUCGUUCGUCGCUGGUUGGUGAUCGUUGUGAUCGUUCGCCCAUGACGAUACAUCGAUCGCGAGAGGAGCGCGUCUCCUCAACGGCGUCGUCGUCGUAGGUCAAAUAGUUAUUUAAAUACGAGACGUUGAGAUAUUCUCGAAGAUAAGCAGCCCCAAGUGAUUCGAAGUCGUCCAAAAUCUCACAAUUCUUGUUUUCCGAAUUUAACUGUCAGCCGUUUUAGCAACACUACGCGUAAUCUUAGAACCCCCUACUGCCGAUUGCUUCGCCAGUGAUCAGAACGGAGAUCUCGUGUCGCACGAUCCGAGAUGAAAACGAUACGAUCUCGCUGCACGACACGGGAUCUCCGCGCUGUUCUAUCGACAAGUCGUAAAUUCCAUUUUCGAGACCGCGGGAAUCUUGCAUGCCUUGGGAUCAACGCUCGCGAAAUGGUUCAAAGUUACUCCGGAAGCGCUUCGCCAAAGCUGAGAGAGCCAUCACCGCGGAUGAUCUUUGAUCUCGAUUGUUGUUAAUUGUUGCCAAAUAAGUAUUCUACCUAUAGAACGCGGCUGGAAGAGCCGUUCCACUGUAUUAACUGUAUUUUCCACUCGGUCUGUAUUACAUAUUUGCUACUUUUUUUUUCAUGACGAAGGGAUGCCAACGUGAGAAAAGGAGUUGUUCACAUUAUCAAGUCGACGUUGCACGAUUCAUCCUUGAUGUAAACUCUGCAUGUUAUCAAAAAUAAUAACAUUAAACUUUGAA
Molecule: messenger RNA, 3645 nt
Organism: Ooceraea biroi (clonal raider ant)
Lineage: Eukaryota; Metazoa; Arthropoda; Insecta; Hymenoptera; Formicidae
Gene: metro
Product: membrane palmitoylated protein 7-like protein metro
Molecular function (GO): protein binding
Source: RefSeq, a predicted model, not a curated record